Pangasianodon hypophthalmus (striped catfish) is the source of this 3377-nucleotide messenger RNA. RefSeq names its product kelch repeat and BTB (POZ) domain containing 3 (gene kbtbd3). Bases 1 to 1830 code for a protein of 609 amino acids. The record is from RefSeq and is a predicted model, not a curated record. Gene Ontology annotation, molecular function: protein binding. The transcript has 3 exons. Lineage: Eukaryota; Metazoa; Chordata; Actinopteri; Siluriformes; Pangasiidae.
AUGCUGAUGGAUGAAGAGUGUGUGUCAGGUGCGGUCCGACCGAUCUGUAACAGUGGCUCAGAACCGAGUUCAGUGCUGCUGGUGUGUGAAGGUCAUGGUGAUCAGAUCCUCAGUGUUCUACGCGCAUUCCGUGACAAAGGCACGCUCUUUGACUUCCGCAUCCACGUUCAGGAUGAGAUCCUGCCGUGCCAUCGCUGUGUCCUCGCCGCUUGCAGUGACUUCUUCAGGACCAUGUUUGAGGUGAACAUGCGAGAGCGUGAUGGUGGCUCGGUCACACUGAGUAAUCUCUCCCCGCAGGCUGUACGCAGCUUUCUGGACUUUGCGUACUUGGGCCAGAUGGAAAUCAUGGAGGAAAACGUCGAUAUGCUUUUCCAGAUGGCGUCUUUUCUACAGGUGAGUGCACUCUCCCAGGCCUGCAGUGAUUUUUUAAUCCAGACACUUGACCUCUCCAACUGCCUUCACAUGUUGGCCAUCGCUGAGGGAUAUGGCUCGUCUCACCUUCUGCACUGCGCUGCUGAGUUUGUGAUGGCCAACUUCCAUGCACUUUCCUCUAGUCCAGACUUCCUGGAGAUGCCUGCAGGAAUCCUGCGUCGCUGCCUAGCUUCAGAUUCACUCAAUGUCCCAGACGAAGAAAGUGCACUGCGAUCUCUGAUCCUGUGGACUGAGCAUGACCUGCAAUUUCGGCGUAGUUUACUUCCUGAGCUUCUCUCGCACAUCCGACUGCACCAUCUUCCCCCUGCCAGGCUGGAGGAAAUGGGCCAGUCCGAAGCACUGAUACUGAAUAGUGAAGAAUGUUCAAGAGCAGUGAUGACAGCAUUGGCACAAGUGACAGAGUAUAGUGGCCUUUUUCCAAACGCCCGUCCAUCCACAAUAUCCAGCUACAUAUAUGUGCAUAAAACGGAGGAAAACGGCGAGAAGCACCACACAUUCUGCUAUGAUGUGGCAGCCAACCACUGGCACCAGCUGCCAUCCUCUGAGCUUGCUGACCUCCCUGGCUCAUCUAUUACCAGUUUUGGAGAGAAGCUGUUUGUCUUUGGAGGAUGCCGAGGCAAAUGUUGCAGGACGGUGCGACUUCACAUUGCAGAGCCUGAGCAUGAGGCUACGAGGGAAGCAUGGUGCUACUGUCCUGUCACUGGAAAAUUUGUAGAAAUCCAGGCAAUGCAUUUCCCACGAACCAUGCAUGUCUCUGUCUCCACCCUGCACCAUAUUUACGUCAUUGGUGGUAAAACUCUUGGAAUGCAUGGCCUCUUAGAUGUGGAGUGCUAUGACCCAUUAGGGCACACAUGGAAGUCUGUGAGUCCAUUACCACGCCGGAUCUACUUCCCAGAGGCAGCAGUGUGUGGCACCAUCAUCUACACUCUAGGUUCCGAGCUGGAGACCUCUGAUGCCUUCAAUCCAUCACUGGACUGUUUUUUCCGCUACGAUACUGAAGCUAAUCAGUGGUGCCAGCUGGUAGCAGAGUUUGGCCAAUUCUUUCACGCCACUCUUGUUAAAGCUGUGUCUAUUGGAACGACACUCUACCUGUGUGAUCUGUCCACAUAUAAGGUGUACAGAUUCUGUCCAGAGACCUGUGUGUGGAAGAGCGAGGGAACUUUUGAGUGUGCAGGCUUUAAUGCAGGCGCAAUAGGUGUGCAGGGAAAAAUCUACAUCCUGGGAGGGGAUUAUUCUCCCGAUGAGAUCACAGAUGAGGUGCAGGUUUAUGACAGCAGGCACAGCAAGUGGCAGGAGGUGGCACCGAUGCCGUGUGCAUUAACUGAGUUUCACUGCCAGGUGAUCAGCUUUAACCACUACCGAGAUCCAUGGAGAUGCGAACCUGCUGAGAAACAAUAAACACACAAUAAAUGAUACACUUACUAAUACACGGACACUCAUAUUCUUACAGUAUGCAUUUAUGUUUCCAAAAACACAUUUCCACACAGACUUGUAUUUCCAAUCUCACACUUAGGCUAAAAUAAUAAUGUAAAAAUGUUGUAGCCUUUAAUAGAAGUUAGUAAAAUCUUUAUACAUGUUUGCUUUAAGACUCUAGUAUUUGCAGCCCUUGCUUUUUUGUGUGUAGGCUCAUGCUUCUGCCAUGACUCAAAUAAAAAAAAUCUAAAAGGCAUUUGCGGCAGCAGUCAAGCUCCUCAGUGGUGAACUCCAUGGCUGCUGCAAAUGGUUGUCAGAUAUUUUUUAAGGAUUCACAUACUUUAUUUACUUUUCCAUGCAUUUUAUUUUCACUGGCUGUUAUACAUGCACUUUUAUAAUCAUUCAUUUUAUAUUUAUUUAUUCAGUACUUUAUCCUUGUCAGGGUGGCAAUGGAUCCUAUCCCAAAAACCCGAGGCAGGAAUACUCUACUCCAUCAUAGGGCACCAUGUGCACACAACUGCACACACUCACUUUUAUAUACAAUAUAAACUUAUUGCAUGUUACAACUUUUUUCACUUUUUAAUCCUUAAGCAAGGCCCUUAAACCUCCCUGCUCUGCAUCACAACCGACUCUGCGCUUUGACCCCAGAUUAGCAUUUUUUAUUUAUUUAUAGGCACCUUUCAGCUUGUACAUGCCACUCAUUCGGUGCACCUCUUUGCUGGUGGUAUGAUUGUAAAUUAAAUUAUAUUUGUCAGAUGUUUGGUGGAUGUUACAUGUCAUAAGAUAAGAGCAAGCAGAUUGUUAGAGCUUUAAAACUGUCAGGUCAACUCCUUCCAUGAACUCAGUUUCCCAGAACACACUGCUGCCUACAGACAUGGCCGCACUGGACUAUGAUUCCCAGGAACCAUCACCUCUAAUAUGUUCUCCAUCCCCGGACUUCUGAUUACUCUCACCUGUUUCCAAUCAUAUAUAUAUAUAUGUAUAUAUAUAUAUACACACACACACACACACACACACUCACUAUAAAAAGGACUCUCACUCACUACACAUUGUGAAGUAAUGCUCGGUUUGUGUUUGCAUCUGAACUUACUAAACCAUGGCUUCUGUCUGAGAUUUUGAUAGCAUGUGUUGUAGUCUGUACAUCUUUUCAAAUAAAGAUGCUUGGCCUUAAAAAGAACAGUGCCCAAAAAUGGUGAUGGAAAUAAAACAUAAACCAUCAUUGUUGGUUAAAAAAAAAAGGAUUGAAGGAAUGAUGGUUAUCAUGAUAGUAUGUAUAUAACUGACUAAUAUUAAUGAUUAAAUAUUAGAUAUAAUUCAUUUUAAAUGCUGCUGUGCCUGAGACACAUUAACACUUACACAUCAGUUCUUUUCCUUUUCUUUAUUGGAAGCACAACUUUAAAAGUUAGAUCAAUUUAAGCUUAAAUUUAUAAAGUUAACACAUUCUUUGGAAAUGCAAAUGGUUCACAAGUUGUGCAAAAGUACAUAAACGCAAGAAAAGGUGUCAAGAGUCACAGUCGAAUUAUUCUUCAUAU